Molecule: messenger RNA, 2398 nt
Organism: Actinia tenebrosa (Australian red waratah sea anemone)
Lineage: Eukaryota; Metazoa; Cnidaria; Anthozoa; Actiniaria; Actiniidae
Product: organic cation/carnitine transporter 2
Biological process (GO): transmembrane transport
Cellular component (GO): membrane
Molecular function (GO): transmembrane transporter activity
Source: RefSeq, a predicted model, not a curated record
ACUAUAACUAUUGAACCUAUAAAAAAAGAAUUGUUGACACACAUAUGAAGAUUUGGUUGAUGCGGUUUACCUGUGGUGGAUGAUUGACAACACUGAUCAAGUUUGUUUCGUUUCGGAUCUCUUUGCUCCAGAGAGAAAAGACUCUAAAACUAGCCCAAUCGCUCCGAUUCCACCAUUCAUACGACGACCAAGAUCUGUUUACUAUUAUAAACAGUAGAAAAAAGUACAUGCACCAUGGAUGAUGAAGCAGAUAAACAAAAGCUUUCAUCAAGCCGCAUUCACAGUAGCACUGAAUUUGAUGGUCUCUUAAAGAAGAUUGGAGACUUUUCAAAGUUUCAGUAUAUACAGUGGCUUCUCCUCUUUCUUGCCGUAAUCCCUCAGGCAUGGUAUACAUAUGCACCAGCAUUUGCUGCAAGGAAAGUAGACGAAACCCAGAUGUUGUGUUCAAACACUAUUAAUGUCACUGGCAAAGCAAUUUGUAAAGAUAGAAUAUGGCAGGAUGUGGAUUACUGUGGAAAAGUGAAGUACAGCCCUGAGUAUACCUCUGUAGCAACUGACUGGAACCUCAUCUGUGCAGAUGCCAAGAAGUACAUCCCUUUAACCAAGACCAUCUUUUAUGCUGGUAAACUUGUUGGUGCUUAUCUGUUUGGCUGGAUAUCUGAUCGGUAUGGUCGUCGUGUUACUUUACUGUCUACCAUGUUCAUCCAGUUUGUAGCAUCUCUGAUCCAAAGCUUUUCUGUCAACUUUACAAUGUAUGUGAUUUUAAGAGUUCCUCUUGGGGUCUGCAGUGGAGGCACUUUAAUUGCAGCAUUUGCACUGAUGGCAGAGAUGGUUGGACCAAACAGACGAAAUGUUGCUAAUAUUCUUGUACAGUCUUCCUAUGGCGUUGGCAUACCACUUCUAGCUCUUCUUGGGUAUCUUGUAAGAGGAUGGAUGUCUUUUAAUCUUGCUAUGACUAUUCCCAAUGUGGUGUUUGUACUCUACUUCUGCUUUGUCCCAGAGUCUCCUCGCUGGCUUGCUGCUCGAGGAAGAAUCAAGGAAGCUGAGGUUAUCUUACGUAAAAUAGCAAAAAUAAAUGGCCAUGAGUAUGAGGAAGGGGAUUUGGAACAGAUUCAGGGUUUAUACAAGAAGGAAGAGGCAACAAAGACAUACCACUUUUGGCAUCUGUUCAGUACAAAAUACCUCACCAAGACCACAAUCAUUGAAGGAUGGUCAUGGUUGGUUGUCAGUGGUGUGUACUACGGGCUGAGUUUCAACUCUGGUAACUUGUCGGGAGAUUACUACGUCAACUAUGCUGCAUCAGGACUGGUGGAAAUACCUGCAUACAUUAUUGCUGGAAUUCUUGUUGACAAGGUUAACAGACGAAUCCCUCUCAUUGGCUACUUUAUUCUUGGUGCUGUCUCCCUUCUCUGUAUUGUGCCAAUACAAGCCACGGGCAAACAGGAUGAGCUAUCAGCAGUGGUAAUGGUAUUGGCUCUGAUAGGAAAGUUUACCAUCUCGGCGGCAUAUUAUCAAGUGUACAUCCAUGCUGCAGAACUCUACCCCACAGUCAUUAGGUCAGCUGGUGUUGGGUUCGCRUCAUUAUGUGGUCGCAUUGGUGGUAUGGCUGCACCAUAUGUUGUGGAUAGCACACCUCCGAUUUUUCCUGCCAUAAUCUUCGGAAUUGCGUCCAUGACAGCCGGUGUCGUGACGUUUUUCCUUCCAGAGACGAAAGGCAAGCCACUACCAGACUACAUCAAUGAGGGUGAAAGUCAAGGUAUCAUUUUGAAGGUUGAUGAAAAGGAAGACAAAGAUCAAACAACACCGCUUUAAGGAAUUWGAACAACGAGUCUAAUAGAAGUCUAGCUGUAGAUUUUAGCUUCGACAGGAACUGGUUUUCCUGGAUAUUCUUCUUCGCAAAGAGUGUAAUAGUGAAGAUGGCAUUUUGAAGGGGUUUUUUGGCACAUGGAAAGAUGGAAUUUUUGAAAUAUUGAGGUUUUUUUGGCAAGUAGCUAAAUAAAAAUAAACGAACACAUACAGAGCCUGUUUCUGUGUAUUCAGCCUCAUGACUGGACGAUGACUUGACGAUACCCUGUUUGGUCCAGUUCUGGCUCUGCGCGCUGUUCAGCCCUAUGGAGGGAAAGAAAACUCAAGCUCUACUCGCAGGGUACAUGAAAACGAUGAAAAAAAACCUUUUUUACGCAAACAAGCAAAGUUUGUUUGUUUGUUUGUUUUGUUUGUUUGUUCGUUUGUUUUUUUUUUGACGCAUCUACACAUAAUACUUUCAUAAUGCUUCUAGUUCCAUCAAUGGAGGAUAGAUUCGUAGUAUAAAAUACAUAAUUUUGGCAGUCAUAAUUUUUGCAGCACUUUUUAUAAAGUCUAAAAUUUACGCUUUGCGAUUAAAGCUUCUUUAUGUCUA